Messenger RNA from Myripristis murdjan (pinecone soldierfish), 2922 nucleotides. It is a transcript of the gene cactin, whose product is annotated as cactin. Gene Ontology annotation, molecular function: protein binding. Lineage: Eukaryota; Metazoa; Chordata; Actinopteri; Holocentriformes; Holocentridae. The record is from RefSeq and is a predicted model, not a curated record. Gene Ontology annotation, biological process: negative regulation of innate immune response; mRNA cis splicing, via spliceosome. The coding region runs from base 1 to 2679 and encodes 892 amino acids. The transcript is spliced from 10 exons. Gene Ontology annotation, cellular component: cytoplasm; spliceosomal complex.
AUGGGUUCGAAAAAGCGUCGUCGAUCCCGCUCCAGGUCUCGAAGUCAGGAACGGGAGCCGAGGAACAGGUCCAAAUCGAGCAGAUCCCGGUCCCCCAAGGGGAGGAGGGGUCGCAGCCGGUCGGUGGACACGAAGCGGGACGUCCGGAGACGUGGACGGUCCGACAGCCGAUCCUCCAGGAGCAGCGAUGGCUCCCCUGCCCGACAUCGGCGUCCACACAGAGACCGUGGAGGGUCCAGGAGCGAGUCCGAGGGCCGCAAGAGGCGAGAGGCGCGCCGCUCCGGGAGCAGAUCCAGGGAUCGAUCCAGCUCUGAUUCAGAUGAUUCCAAAACGGGAUGGAAGAGGAGGCAAAAGGAGAACCGGAGAGAAGAGCCAGGAGAGAGGAGGGGUAGAGGGAGGUCUCUGUCCCGCUCUAACUCCCGUGGGGGGAGCAGUGACCGAGACAGGAGACAACGCAGGAGUCCUGAGAGAGGGAGUCCCAUCAGAGACAGACAGAGGAGGGACAGGGACAGGGAGAGGGAGAGAGAGGGUCGGAGGAGCAGCAGCAGGGACCGGGGCAGAAAGGGAGACCGGGACAGAAGGCAGAGGAGUGAGGAGAGGGAGCGGGGGAGGAGAGAGAGGAGCAGAGGGAGAGACGACAGAGACAGAGACAGGAGGAGGCGACUGUCCAGGUCGCCCGGUUCAUCCGAGAGCUCAGGGUCAGAGCAGGAGAGCCACGGGGGCUUCCCAGAGGACAAGGCGGCCGGGCAUGCCAACAAGGAGGAGAAGAAGAAACAGAAGGACAUGAUGAAAGCCCUGGAGACGCCAGAGGAAAAGAGGGCAAGGAGGCUGGCAAAGAAGGAGGCCAAGGAGAGGAAGAAGAGAGAGAAGAUGGGCUGGAGCGAGGAGUACAUGGGCUACACCAACGCAGACAACCCGUUCGGUGACAACAACUUGUUGGGCACGUUCAAAUGGCAGAAGGCACUGGAUAAGAAAGGCAUUGGCCACCUCGGAGAGAAGGACCUGAAAGAAAGGAACAAACGAAUCCAGGAAGAGAACCGCAGGGAGCUACAGAAGGUUAAACAGCUGCGUUUGGAGAGAGAGCGAGAGAAGGCCAUGAGAGAGAUGGAGCUGGAGAUGCUGCAAAGAGAGAAGGAGGCGGAGCAUUUCAAGACCUGGGCUGAGCAGGAGGACAACUUCCAUUUGCACCAGGCCAAACUACGGUCUAAGAUUCGUAUCCGUGACGGUCGUGCCAAGCCUAUUGACCUUUUGGCGAAGUACAUCAGUGCAGAGGAUGAUGAUCUAGCUGUUGAGAUGCACGAACCUUACACCUUCCUCAAUGGGCUCACUGUCACAGACAUGGAUGACCUGCUGGAGGACAUUAAGGUGUACAUGGAGCUGGAGCAAGGGAAGAACGUUGACUUCUGGAGGGACAUGACCACCAUCACCGAGGAUGAGAUCAGUAAACUCAGAAAGCUAGAGGCCUCAGGCAAAGGACCAGGUGACCGUCGUGAGGGCAUCAACACGUCUGUGAGCACUGACGUCCAGAUGGUGUUCAAAGGAAAGACGUACAGCCAGCUGCAGGCGCUGCACCAGAACAUCGAGACAAAGAUCCGGGCGGGAGGAUCCAAUCUUGAUAUUGGCUACUGGGAGAGCCUGCUGCAGCAAGUCAGGGUCUAUAUGGCAAGAGCCAGGCUGAGAGAGAGACAUCAGGACGUGCUGCGACAGAAGCUGUUCAAGCUGAAACAGGAACAAGGAGUGGAAAGUGAACCUCUGUUCCCCAUCAUCAAAGAGGAGCCGGAGGAUGAGGAAGCCGACACGACCAUAGCAGCAGCAGAGGAAGAGGGAGAAGCUGAUACUGAAGCACCGGGCCCAUCCUCUUCCUCCCCCACAACCAAUGAGGACAAAGAAGCAGAAGGAGAACGGGAUAAGGAGGCGAGUCCAGCUGGAUCUACAACAGGGGAGGCAGGGCAAGAUGAGGGCGAAGGAGAAAAAGAGGGUGAGAAGGACGAGGAGGACAAGAGUGACGUGGUGGAGGCGGUGCUGACGGAGGAGGAUCUGAUCCAGCAGAGCCAGGCGGAGUAUGACUCGGGCCGCUACAGUCCCACGCUGCUGCUGCCCUCCGAGCUGCCGCUGGACACCCACACCAUCACUCCUGAGGAGGACACACACAGGCUGCAGCAGGCUCGCAGACAGCUGCAGGUCACCGGUGAUGCCAAUGAGAGCGCAGAGGACGCCUUUGUGCGCCGCGCCAAAGAGGGCAUGGGCAACGACGAGGCCCAGUUCAGUGUGGAGCUCCCCAUUACUGGCAAGAUGUACCUGUGGGCCGACAAAUACCGGCCCAGGAAGCCCCGCUUCUUCAACAGGGUCCACACGGGCUUCGAGUGGAACAAGUACAACCAGACGCAUUAUGACUUUGACAACCCUCCACCCAAGAUCGUCCAGGGCUACAAGUUCAACAUCUUCUACCCGGACCUGAUCAACAAGCGCUCCACCCCGCAGUACUUCCUGGAGCCCAGUCCCGACAACAAGGACUUUGGGAUUCUGAGGUUCCACGCGGGUCCUCCGUACGAGGACAUCGCCUUCAAGAUUGUAAACCGGGAGUGGGAAUAUUCUCACCGCCACGGCUUCCGAUGCCAGUUCGCCAACGGGAUCUUCCAGCUGUGGUUCCACUUCAAGAGAUACCGCUACAGGAGAUAGUCUCUGUAACUGUGACCCCACUGUGACGGACCAACACCCCACCUACUGGGUUUUAAACAUAGAUGAGUCCUUUGAGCAGAUAACCCAAAAGAUGUGUUUUUGUUGUAUUGUUUUGGCUCCUCUUAGGCCAAAGAGCAGCUUUUGAAUUAGUUAAAGUUACAGCAAACUCUGUACGGUUGUAUUAAAAGUAAUUUGUAUUGCAGUCUGAAAAAAACAUAUUAAAGAGGUUUCAUUUUUCCCCGU